Molecule: messenger RNA, 1485 nt
Organism: Ostreobium quekettii
Lineage: Eukaryota; Viridiplantae; Chlorophyta; Ulvophyceae; Bryopsidales; Ostreobiaceae
Source: the annotation of a GenBank genome assembly
AUGGGCUGCAUGGGCUCCAAGACCAGCAAGAGCGCCGGGGCGGAGGGGGUUCGCAACAAGCCCGUCGAGCAGCCGCAGGCGGCGCAGACCUCUGCGCCGAAGGGGAAGAAGUCGUUCCGGCGCUUCCUGGAGCAAAAGACUGAGGACAUCACCACACAAUGGGAGCUGGGCAAGAAGCUUGGCCAAGGGCAGUUUGGCAUCACCCGGAUAUGCACGAACAAGAAGACCAAAGAGAAUGCGGCGUGCAAGUCGAUCUCGAAAAGGAAGAUGACGCACGCCGAUGACAUUGACGAUGUCAAGCGCGAAAUAGAGAUCAUGCACCAUUUGGCUGGCCACCCGAACAUAGUACAGCUGAAGGGCGUGUAUGAGGAUCGCCACUACAUCCACCUGGUCAUGGAGCUCUGCACGGGGGGAGAGCUCUUUGACAGGAUUGUGGCCAAGGGGCACUACACAGAGAAGGAUGCUGCCACAGCGUGCCGAACCAUGGUGCAGGUGGUUGACCACUGCCACAAGAUGGGAGUGAUCCAUCGCGACCUGAAACCUGAGAACUUUCUGCUGGAGAACGAGAGGGACGACUGUGCGCUGAAGGCCAUCGACUUUGGGUUGUCAGUGUUCUUCAGUGAGGGCGAGAUCCUCAGUCAGAUUGUGGGCAGUGCAUACUACGUGGCGCCUGAGGUGCUGCGAAAGAAUCAUGGGAAGGAAUCGGACAUUUGGAGCUGUGGGGUUAUCCUUUACAUCUUGCUGUGUGGCGUGCCACCAUUCUACGGCGAGACAGAGAAUCAAAUUUUUGAUGCCAUUCUGCGUGGGGAACCUGACUUUAGUAGCGAACCUUGGCCAAAAAUCUCUGCCGCAGCAAGGAACUGCGUGGAGAAGAUGUUGGUCAGCAGCCCCAAAAAGCGGGCCUCUGCAGAGGAGAUCCUGAGGCACGAGUGGCUGAAGGAGAAUGGCAUCGCAAGUGACAAACCACUUGACAAUGCUGUCCUGUCACGCAUCCAGCAGUUUGCAAAUAUGAACAAGUUGAAGAAGGAGGCCCUGAAAGUCAUCGCCAUGAACCUACCAAAGGAGGAGAUUGAGGGCCUGAAACACUUGUUCCACAGUAUAGACACUGACAACAGUGGGACCAUCACGGUUGCUGAGCUCAGAAAGGGCCUGCAGAAGAAGGGGGCUCUCUUGCCAGACGCCGACCUGGAGAGUCUGAUGAGCAACAUUGACGUGGACAAGAAUGGCGUCUUGGACUACAAUGAGUUCCUUGCGGCCACCAUGAACCUGUUCAAACUGCAGAACGACGAGAAGCUGAUGAAAGCCUUUGAGCACUUCGACACAGACAACAGUGGGUACAUUACCAAGGACGAGCUGAAGGAGGGGCUCAAGUUGUAUGGUAACACUGACAAGGACAUCGAGGACAUUCUGGCUGUGGUGGACACGGACAACGAUGGGAGGAUAGAUUACGAGGAAUUCGUUGAAAUGAUGAUAGGGAAGAGCUGA